GCCGCCCGGUGCGGGGCGAUCGCGCCGCUUCGCUACAUUGUAUCCGCCGGCGGCGGAGAACAAUAGGCGCCGCCGCCGCCCCCGGGCCUGGGCGCCGCGGCCGCCCCCGCCCCCGCCGCGACCCCCGACACCCUUCAUGCGCUUCCCCUGCCCCGGGCGCGCCGGGCCUGGAACAGGACUGCCACUGUUGAGUCUGUGGGAAUAUGAAUCAGCAGCAGCAGAGAAUGGCUGCAGUUGGGACAGACAAAGAGCUCAGUGACCUGCUGGACUUCAGUAUGAUGUUUCCCUUGCCAGUGGCUAAUGGAAAAAACAGACCCACGACCCUUGCGAGCACUCAGUUUGGAGGAUCAGGCUUGGAUGAAAGGCCGGGAUCAGGUUCCUGGGGAACGGCAGAUCAAAACAGCUCCACGUUUGACCAAGGCAGGCAGAGCUAUGGUGAAGGCCCCCACUACGGCGAGCACCGGGAGCUGCCAUCCCACAACAGCAUCUCCUCGUCCCCGUUCCUGGGAGCUGGACUCGUGGGGAAGAGCAGUGAAAGAGCCUCAUACUCCACGUUUGGAAGAGACACAGGGAUGCCAGGACUAAACCAGCCUGGUUUCCUGCCCAGCGAGAUGGGAAUCGCCAGCCCCAGCACGCUGUCCCCCACCGGGGGCAAAGGGGGGGCUCAGUAUUUUUCUUACCCCAACAAUCCUCGCAGGAGAGGUGCUGAGAGCAGCAUAGAUGGACAGCCCAAAAAGGUUCGGAAGGUGCCUCCUGGACUCCCCUCCUCGGUGUAUCCAUCCAACUCAGGUGAUGACUACAGCAGGGAUCCAGCUGGAUAUACUCCCUCAAAACCUCCCAGCACUGUGUAUCCUGGAGCCUUUUACAUGACAGAUGGACUCCAUAACUCUGCAGACCUGUGGAGUUCCCCGGGUGCCAUGAGCCAGUCGAGUUACGGUGCCAUGCUGGGCAGCUCCUCGUCCCCGCUCCCGCAGUCCAGCGGCUUCAACAGUUUACACCAGCACGAGCGCAUGAACUACCAGCUGCAUUCAGGCGAGGUGAAUGGCGGGCUGCCCUCCGUGCCCGGCUUCUCCUCGGCGCCCGCGGCGUACGGAGUGUCCAGUCACACGCCCCCGAUCAGCGGCACCGACACCAUCAUGGGUAACAGAGGAACCACGGCCGGGAGCUCCGGGGACGCGCUUGGGAAGGCUCUGGCCUCGAUUUACUCCCCCGACCACUCUAGCAAUAACUUCUCCUCCAACCCCUCCACCCCGGUCGGGUCCCCGCAGGGCCUCGCAGGCUCGUCGCAGUGGCCGCGGGCGGGCGGAGCGGGUGCCUUAUCUCCCAGUUACGAAGGGAGCCUCCACACUUUGCAAAACAAAAUGGAAGACAGGUUGGAUGAAGCCAUCCACGUGCUGAGGAACCACGCCGUGGGCCAGACCUCUGCCAUGGCCAGCAACCACGGCGACAUGCACGGGCUGCUGGGCUCAGCACCAGCACACAGUGCUGCCGUGGGCAGCCUGGGCCAGGCCUUCCCUGCCUCAGUCAUGGCCCUGGGGAGCCGGCACCCAAGCCUGGUGGGAGGAGGCCACCCUGAGGAUGGGCUGUCCAGCACCCCCAGCUUGCUCCACAACCACGUCACACUUGCAUCGCAGGCCAGCUCGCUGCCGGAGCUCAGCAGGCAGCAGGACACGUACAGUGGUUUGUCCGGGGGGCUGGGCCGGAGCAGCGUCUCCUCAGGAACGAGCGAGAUAAAGAGGGAGGAGAAGGAGGAUGAGGAGAACACGUCGGUGGCAGAUAACUCAGAAGAGGAGAAGAAGGAGCUGAAACCCUCCCGGACCAGAACAAGGUGCUCUUUGAACAGCAGUACAGACGAGGCCUUGUCACUGGAGGACAAAGAUCUGAGGGACCGGGAGAGGCGCAUGGCCAAUAACGCCAGGGAGAGGGUGCGAGUGCGGGACAUUAACGAGGCCUUUAAAGAGCUGGGACGAAUGUGCCAGAUGCACUUAAAAACGGACAAAGCACAGACCAAACUGAUCAUCCUGCAGCAGGCCGUGCAGGUCAUUCUGGGCCUGGAGCAGCAAGUACGAGAGCGCAAUCUGAACCCAAAAGCCGCCUGCUUGAAGCGCCGGGAAGAGGAGAAAGUGUCCGGAGUGGUAGGAGACCCCCAGAUGACACUGUCAGCUUCCCAUCCUGGUCUAGGAGACGGUCACAACCCUGUUGGACACAUGUAAAGAUCAUUUUGUUCCUCUGAAUACGGAGGUGUGUAGGAAGAAAACCCUCGGUGUGACCUGCAGCCCUGUUGACCCAUGAACUGUAGUACUGCUCAUACUGACACACGCAGCCGGAUCCUGGCGUGACGUAAGGAGUGGAAAAAACACUUUGUCAGAAACAAAACGGAAACAAAAAAUUGCCUUAAGUAUAAAGUGCAGAACAGUCAAUACAUAUCACUCAGUUAGGAGGGGGUGGCGUGUUCUCUUGGCUUGUUCACAAGCAGCCAGCAGCAAAAUUGUGCCUAAGCUUGAUAUUUCUUUUUUAAAAAAAAAGAACAUUAGUUAUGAGAUUUUUUAUGUAGAACAAAUAGCAAUGCCUUUUGGUUUUUUUAGCUUCUUUUGCAUAUGUUUUGUAAGCAACGAAAAAAAUUUUUUUUUUGUAUAAAAACAUGUCUUGUACCCUCCGCUUUUCUGCUGCUGUUUCUAUAGUUAACGUUGCAUCUUUAGGAUCAACCAGAAUAUUAAAAUUGUAUUAAGAGAGACUGGAUAUAAAGAGAGGAAUUCUCAGAUUCGGCUCGGAAAGCCACUAAAAGCGAAUGUAGCCACAGUGAGGGAAUGUUCUUCCUUGCCUGGCUUGUACCUUCCAUGACAACAAACAAACUGUUGUGCUGAAUUCACCAUCUCUUUUCUUCGGCCACUUCUGAUUUGGGAAAAGGAAGUUCAACAGCACGAGUGGCAGCAGUGCUCCCUCCCCGGGCAGUGACUGAGGGCCGGGGUCGCUUUGUUCCUGGGAUGCCCCCGGGGCAGACAGAGGAUGUGACCGCGGCUGUUCCAGUGUCACCGUCACCGUGGGGAGGAGAACCAAGGGACUGAGGCACUGCCAGGUGAGCAGAGCAGCGACGGAUGCACAGGGAGGCGCCUGUUCCACGGGCCAGAGCUGCCAGAGGCACUUCCAGGAGCAGCACUGAACAAAGACCGAGUGAACAAAGCUGCAGCGCUGGGAAGAGGCAGAGGCAGCCAGAGCAGCAGUGGGACACAGGGCCAGCAGCAGCAGCAGCAGCAGAGGGUGCUGCAGGCAGGGAAGGAGCAGAGACCCGGCCUGAGCAGCUGCAGGAUCCCUUCUGGCACUGGAGCCAUCAGAAAUGCAAAGUGCUGGCUCGGGAGGAGGGGUGGCCUCACACCCCGCUGUCACCUGCUGUCACAUCUCCCCGGCAUCCCUGGAGGCAGCCUGAGCUCAGCCCUGCCACGGGCUGGGAGUGGCCACCUCACCUGCACUCGAGAAGGAGGGACAGCAGGAGCUCCUGUCCCUGUGCUCCAGCAGCCAGGCUGGGCCAGCUGUCCCUUCACUCCAAGGGAUUCCCAGUCACUCCAGACCACUCUGGUGUCCCCAGCAGGAGGAGGAUCCCUGGCAGCCCCUCUGGGUGCCCUGGAGGUGUGGAGCAAACAAAGAGGUGCUGGAAAAACAUCCACCAGGAAUUUACUCUUGUUUCUUCCCUCUCCUUCCCCUUGUGAAACGUUUUGUGCCUGGUUCUUCCCAGCUCUGCAGGGCCCAGUCAGGCAGACAUGGCUGCUGUUCUGGGGGAUGUGGGGAGCUCCCCUCUCCCCUGCAGGCUCCAUCUCUCCCUGUGCUGCUCCAGCCUGGGCUCCUGGGGAAGCUGUGUUGCUUUGGCACGGGGAAAGGAGGGACUGGCACACAGGAUUAGCUCCUGUGGCACUUCCCAGGAACCCCAGGCUCUUGGCACAAUCUGGUGCUCCUCCAGGUGCUUUGUGCUCUGGCAGGCCCUGCUGGAGGUGCUCAGGGCAGUGCAGGGCUGUGGCCUCAGCCCUGUGGCAGCUCCAACUGUGCCACUCCAAGUGCCAGGGCAGGAUGGGGCUGUCCCUCUGCCCCUGGCCCUGCCCCACCAUCCAGCCAUCCCUCUGAAGCUUUUGGGUGCUCCCACCAUUCCUGUGCAUGGUGAGACCUCAGCAGCCCCAGCUCUGUCCCUGGGAAGGGCAGGAAGCUCAGUGGUUCCAUAACCCAGGUGCUUCUAGGCUGAUUUCAGCCUAAUCAGCUCCACAGGUUACAGCACCUCCCUCCUGGGGCUCUUCUGGGUGCUGCAGCAGUGGGCAGGGACAUGGAUGAGGUUUUCCUCCCUGUGUGACAGCCCUGACUCCCAUUCAUGCUCUGGAGUGCAAACUGGAGGGCUCAGCAGCUGCUUUGUUUCAUCCAUGAAUUCCUGCUCCACUGGUGAGAGUGCUGGGGCUGCAGAGUACCCACAGCUCAGGGGUCUUGGCUGGCUCAGUGCCCCUGUCCCACGGCCAGGACAGAUGGAGCAGUGUCCCAGCCCUGGAAAGCUUGAAACCCUACAAAAAAUUUUAAAAUGGUUCACAAAGCCUUUGAUUUUGCCCCAAGAAUUGGAGGUGGCAGUAAUGGACGACUGGACUUAAAGGGACUAGUCAAGAAAAAUCCAUCAGUUCAACAAAAUUGGAAACCUGAGAAGAUUUAUGAGUUGUUCACAAAUUUGCUGAACUUCUUUAUCCCCUCCGAGGCCUGCAGGCCAAGGAGGAAUCCUGAGGAGCCAGAGCCUUUCUCACUAUCCCUGAAUCCGCAGGCAUUGCAACAAAAAUGGGGCUUUUCAGCUGCAUUUAAUGGUUUAAAAUGUUCCUUUGACAGCAAAUCCAGCCAACAUCCUUCCAUGACAAGGCUUGGGUGAAGAUCCUUGAGCACAAGCCCUCAGAGCCAGGGCUUGGAGAGAUCAUCUCAAAAGCACAAUGUAGGGGGUGGCAGUGCUGCCUCAAUGGCACAGGGUGGCAGCUGUGUGUGCCAGCCCAGUGUGGCCUCAGUGGCAUCUCUGCUUUCAGGUGCUCAGAGAACAAUUGGGAAGAGCAGCAAGGAAAAGUUCUUUUGUCUUGCCAGUGUGAACAUGGUGUCUGUAACCUGCCAGGGAAAGUGGCUUUUCUAAAAACAACCACUGCCAGGUGCUGUACCCAGAAUCCCACCAGCCCAGCCCUGAAAUGUCACCCUGUAGCAAUGAAACUCUUGUCUUUAGAUGUUGUGGUCAGUGAGGGCCAGGUCUGCACCCUCCCCAGCCCACAGCUCUGCUCCAUUCCACUUGGGGUCUUAGAGAUGCCCAGACCUGCUCCUGUGCCUGUCUGUGUGUCCCCACAGCGGUGGUGCUGCCAGGAGAGGUGUCCCAGGGGGUGACAUGCUCUAUGGUGCCAUUCAUUCCAUUUCCUCCUUCCUCUCUCGGCCUUUGCUUGCAUGGCUGAUCCUGGGGCCACGUGCCCUCCUCUUUUGGGGCCACUGAGCCCCCCCAAGCUUCCUUCAUCACAUGGGGGGCUGCCUUCCCUUGUGUGCAGCUUCUGGUUCCUCUUUGCCCAGGCUGCCUCAGGGAAGCAGCAGAACUGGGGCACUGCCAUGGGACAUUUCCUGUGUCCCCAGCCCAGGGGCCUCCAUUGCCCCGCUCAGCCAGCCCCUGCCUCCCUGCACACGAGCUGUGCAUGCCACAGCACUGGGGAGCGUCUGAAAUCCAGUCUGUGAACAGCAAAAUUGCAGAUUGUUUUUUUCUCCCUUUUCACAUGCUUUUUCCCCAGAGCAAAGCAGCUGCAGCUUCCCAUGGGUUGGUGCUCAGGCAGUGGUGGCUGCUCACAGCCCAGGGAGCAGAAUUCCAGCUGUGUGGCACUCACCCCUGCCCUGACCCCUCAGAUCCCCUCACAGCCCCAGGGGGCUCUCUGCUCCCCUGCUUCCACAGCUACCCCAGAGCUGGGCUGCAGGAAGGAUGGACUCAAGCUGUAAUUCCAGAGUCAGGGCAGAAACUGCUCCCCAAGGUCCUUUGUAUGUCACCAGUGUCCCCACUGAAGCCAGCAGAGCUUUGGGCCCUUGCUGGGUGGUUCCAGUUGUGGGGGCUCAAAAAACAGGAGGCUUUGGAAACCCCCAAUCCCCUGCACCCCUCGAGCUUUGCUGCCAACUUUGUGGCCAGUGGAACCUGAGUUCUUCUUGCAGGCCCUGCUGUGCUGUGGUGGGGAGCCUGGCCCAGCUCCAGGUCCACCCCUGGGCUCUGGGAGGUGAAGCAAAGCUGGGCCAGAAGAGCCUCCAGCCCCCACGUGCAGUGCUGGCUAACCCAGAGCAAGCCCUGCCCACUGGACUCCCCCAUUCCUGCCCAACACCAGCAAUAGCAAGGCCUGAUUUCUGUACCCUGAGCUUGCACAAGGUCUUUGCCCUGUUAAAAAUCCUAUGCAAAUCUUAUCCCUCUCUCCUCUCCUGGGGCUCUGCAGAUCCCAGCCCAGCCCAUUCUCUUUGCUCUGGUCCGUGAUUCCUGCUCCCUGCUGCCCUCAGGGUCCAGCUUCAUUCCUGGCAGCUCCAAAAUUUUGACACCUGUGCUCUGGAGCUGGGAGGGGGCAGAUGAGACUGUGGGAGCACCCAGCUCAUACUGAGCACUGAGCUGGAGAGGACAGGGCCUGGUCCUGGGGCUCCUCCACACACCCUUCAUCCUCCUGUGCCUUCUGCUCCAUGCUGGUGGGGCUCUGCCAGCGUCCCUCAUCCCCAGCCUCCUGACAGGAGAAGCUCUGUUCCACCUUGCUGCUGCCCAGACUGCCCUGUCCCAACCCCUGAGCCUCAGCCUGGGCUGGGGCUGCUCUUCCUUCAGCCUGCAGGGGCAUUUCCCUUCCUCCCAUGCCCCCCAAUCUCUCCAGCCAGCAUCUCUGAGCUGUUUCCCUUUGCAAAGGAGCAGCCCAUGCCAGCACUGAGGUGGGUGCUGCCAGUGUCCCACAGCACAACUGCCUCUCCCUGCCCUUGGGGUGCUCUGUACUUUGAUUUCCAGGACAAUUCAGCCCUUUUGGGGAGCCAGCACUGCUGUGCCUUGGCCUGCAGGACUCCCAGGGGGAGGGGGGCUCUGUUUAAGAGGGUGGUGCAGGCUCCUCGUGACCUUCUGCCAAACCUUUUGUGUCCACCUGCAGCCCAUCUCCGGGCCAAGGACACUCCUGUCGUGGUGUCCACAUUGGUGUCUGUGUUCCCCUGGCUUUGUACCCCUCCUGCUGCUCAGGGCUCCCCAUUCCCACCCUGGCCCUGCCAAGCCCAUGCUGUGCUGGAGGGCGAGGCUGUAACACUCACCUGAGACAUCUGAGCUCAGCAGGGCUGCAGCACCAGUCCCGGAGAACAAAGGGGUUUCUGCUUCCAAAGGGGUGUCCUGGUACUGAGGCCUUUGGCCAGAAGCACCCCUGGGCUGUGCCCUGCACCCCUGGGUGGUGCCCUGCAUCCCUGGGCUGUGCUCUCCAUGCCUGGGCUGUGCUCUCCAUCCCUGGGCUGUGCCCUGCAUCCCUGGGCUGUGCUCUCCAUCCCUGGGCUGUGCUCUGCACCCCUGGGCUGUGCUCUGCACCCCUGGGCUGUGCCCUGCACCCCUGGGCUGUGCCUGCACCCCUGGGUGGUGCCCUGCACCCCUGGGCUGUGCCCUGCACCCCUGGGUGGUGCCCUGCAUCCCUGGGCUGUGCUCUCCAUCCCUGGGCUGUGCUCUGCACCCCUGGGUUGUGCCCUGCACCCCUGGGUGGUGCCCUGCACUCCUGGGUGGUGCCCUGCACCCCUGGGCUGUGCUCUCCAUCCCUGGGUUGUGCCCUGCACCCCUGGGCUGUGCCUGCACCCCUGGGUUGUACCCAGGGAGCCGUGGAGCCCCUGGAGGCAGCGAGCUGGGGACACCACAGUCCCCCUUGCCAGGGCCACGUCUUCCCAAGCCACCAGAACCAGCAGCUUUGAGCAAACCUUGUACCACGGAGCCACUGGGCAGGAAGGAGCUGUGGGAGCCCCGCAGCCGCCACUGCUCUGUGCCAGCAGAGGGGACAGAGGCAGGACAGGGAGGGUCCCAGCUGGGAAUGACCUGUUGGCUGCAGAGGGCUCCAGCUCUCCGGGGAAACAAAGCAUUCCUGGGAUGUUCUUUAUAUUUUUGUAGGAAUGGGGGGUGGGAGAGCAGAUGGGAGAUGCCUGCGGAAGUUGUUUAUUUUUAACCCUGUAGAAAGUUAUGGGUUGUUUUUGGUUUUUUGGCCUUUAAAAUAAAAAAUGGUCCUUGCUUUUGAUGUUUAUGCUGCCUACCUGUAAAUCCAGAUGUACUUAAGUGGCUGAAAUCCUUGUUCUUAAAUCAGAUACACAUUAUAGUUUUGAACUAUAUAUAUAGUAAAUAUAUAUAUAUAUAUGCCUAACCCAGCAAAAAAAAAAAUAAAAAAAAUAAAGUAUUUGGGGGUGGGAAAUGCGUUGCUCUUUGAAAUGAAUCACAAUUGGGGGAUGAAAUUGUGUUUCUGAGUGCCUCAAGAUAUGAAUUGUUUUCAUUUUUUUAAAUAAUUUUAUACAAGUGUCAAAACAGCUGGCUGGAUUAUUUGGAAUUUUUAAAUAAUCCUAACUUUUUUAAAGUAGAUUUUGAGAACUGUCCUGUAUAUAACAGUAAUGUAGCAAUAAAUGUGACAUUUUAUAACAAUA
Molecule: messenger RNA, 8631 nt
Organism: Zonotrichia leucophrys gambelii
Lineage: Eukaryota; Metazoa; Chordata; Aves; Passeriformes; Passerellidae
Gene: TCF3
Product: transcription factor 3
Exons: 20
Coding region: 204-2213 (669 amino acids)
Biological process (GO): regulation of transcription by RNA polymerase II
Cellular component (GO): chromatin; transcription regulator complex
Molecular function (GO): protein dimerization activity; DNA-binding transcription factor activity, RNA polymerase II-specific; RNA polymerase II cis-regulatory region sequence-specific DNA binding
Source: RefSeq, a predicted model, not a curated record